Molecule: messenger RNA, 1193 nt
Organism: Abrus precatorius (Indian licorice)
Lineage: Eukaryota; Viridiplantae; Streptophyta; Magnoliopsida; Fabales; Fabaceae
Product: zinc finger A20 and AN1 domain-containing stress-associated protein 8-like
Exons: 3
Coding region: 255-773 (172 amino acids)
Molecular function (GO): DNA binding; zinc ion binding
Source: RefSeq, a predicted model, not a curated record
GAGAGAAGGAGAGUCAUUUUAAAUUCACGAAAAGAGAGAGAGAAAGAAGAAAGAAAGAGAAAGAGAGACUGACAGCACCUCUUUCUCUUUUCUCACUCCUCUGUCCCUGGCUUUGCCUUCUCUCUCCUCAUAGAUCCCAAAUUUACUAGGGACUAUUGUUCGGUGCGAUUUUGACCUUAUAGAUCGGCCUGAAGCUUUCAGUUAGCAGAUUUUGUUUAUUAUAAUUUUUCCUGGCUACCAGGAAAGUUUAAAAAAUGGACCAUGACAAGACUGGAUGCCAAGCUCCCCCGGAAGCUCCUAUAUUGUGCAUCAACAACUGUGGAUUUUUUGGAAGUGCUGCUACUAUGAACAUGUGUUCUAAGUGCCAUAAAGAUAUGAUGCUGAAACAAGAGCAGGCAAAGCUUGCAGCAUCGUCUAUUGGGAAUAUUAUGCAUGGUUCAUCGAGCAGCAGUGGAAAUGAACCUGCCAUUGCUACCAACGUGGAUAUCUCAGUCAAUUCAAUAGAGCCUAGAACUAUCUCUGCACAACCUUUGGUUGCUUCAGGUGCAAAGGAGAGUGACGAGGCAAAGCCCAAGGAUGGUCCGAAACGAUGCAGCAACUGUAAUAAGCGAGUUGGAUUAACAGGAUUUAAUUGUCGAUGUGGUAACCUUUUCUGUGCUGUACACCGCUACUCAGACAAACAUAAUUGCCCAUUUGAUUACCGCUCUGCUGCACGGGAUGCCAUAGCUAAAGCAAAUCCAGUUGUCAAGGCUGAGAAGCUUGAUAAGAUCUAGAUUUGGUGUCUUGAUAUUUCAUGCCUUGAAAUGCUGUUGUGCCCAAUGUCGUUAUCAUGAGAUGAUCCGAGUUUCCUGAAUAUUUUAAUGGUAUUCUUAGUAUAUUGUUAUAUGUGACGGGAGACUUGGAGUUAUAUGACAUCCCUGCAGUUUGAAGGACUAUAUUUCAUGUGAUUGGCGAAAGAAAUUUGCGCCAAUGUUUUAAUUUCAAGUCUUUAAAUCUCUGCUGGUUUGAUGGAAGUUGGUGCUGUUAGCAUUGUAAUGCGUCUAUUCUGUUCCUUAUCUCUGUAGUAGUACAUGUCAGAAUGGGAUGUGCAAUUUACAGAUGAUUUCAGGAGCAUCCACGGACAAUUGAACAUUUGGUUAGAUUGUAAUUAUUGUUUAUGGUUUCUUGGUUAUCUAUAAAUUUAUCUUGUUAAC